GUUCGGAUUGUAAACAAACAUCAAGGGACGGAGCAAACCCCGUGCAAUAAGAGAUGCUUAUUUUGCUGCUGUUUUCUGCCGUUUUCUUCGUCGAGACAGCCCAAAUUACCAAGGACAAGGAUGCGGCCGCCCUGAACCAAUCGGCCAGCUUCAACCCGCUCAGCCCGCUGGUAAAAUGUAGCUUCCUGCCGCUGGAAUUCCUGGACUGCGAGGAACCGAUCAACCUGAAAGGGAACCGCACCGCGCGGGAAGAGGGCGGCAUGGGGUGUGUAAAGUUUGGCGGCGUGUACUACGACGAGGUGGAGGUCACGAAGGUGAACUGCAUGGUGUUCGAAAACAUUGAAUGCUAUGGGCCGCGGGAGUUUAAGCGCGAUGGCUUUCCGUGCGUCAAGUACACGGACCACUACUUCGUCACGACGCUGCUGUACAGCAUUUUGCUCGGCUUUCUCGGCAUGGAUCGGUUCUGUCUCGGCCAGACGGGUACGGCCGUCGGAAAGCUGCUUACGCUCGGCGGCGUCGGCAUCUGGUGGAUCGUGGACAUAGUGCUGCUGAUCACGAACAAUCUGCUGCCGGAGGAUGGAAGCAACUGGAACACGAAGGUGUGAAACACCGGAUGCGGUUGUUUUGUCCCGCUGGCAGCCCCUUCUUGGGGUCGGAUGUACAACGCGAUCAGGGAUGGAAUCAGGGUGGUGGGUUUGGUGGCACAGAGGCAAAGAGCAAAAAGGCUGAUUGAAUCAUUUUGUAAGUUUGUUAUUUAAGUUUGUAAGGGUGUGAACAGGACGAUAAAAUAAAGAAUCUUAUAAACGAGUUAGCGCGCUGAUGUUCGUUGCGGUACCAACGAAAUAAAUAGAGAGUGCAACACAUUUCUUAGAACAAAAUAAGAAAACAUAGCGUGUUCUUAAAGAAAUUGUAAGGAAGUUAAAUCUGUGUUUGAUCGCAUCGUGUGUGCCGUGACUUCGUCUCUAGAAGCUUUCCCUCUAGCCGUGCUUCACUAAGUCUAACUAAACACCUAAGUUACAUCGUGGGGG
Molecule: messenger RNA, 1028 nt
Organism: Anopheles merus
Lineage: Eukaryota; Metazoa; Arthropoda; Insecta; Diptera; Culicidae
Product: TM2 domain-containing protein CG11103-like
Exons: 1
Coding region: 54-605 (183 amino acids)
Source: RefSeq, a predicted model, not a curated record